Pelecanus crispus (Dalmatian pelican) is the source of this 642-nucleotide messenger RNA. Lineage: Eukaryota; Metazoa; Chordata; Aves; Pelecaniformes; Pelecanidae. The record is from RefSeq and is a predicted model, not a curated record.
GUGUUCUCCAUUGUGGUGUUUGGCUCCAUUGUCAAUGAAGGGUACGUGAACCGCCCGGGUGAGACACAAGAGCACUGCAUUUUCAACCGCAAUCGCAAUGCCUGCAACUAUGGCAUUACCGUGGGUGUCCUCGCCUUCCUCAGCUGCCUUCUGUACCUGGCUCUGGAUGCCUACUUCCCGCAGAUCAGCAGCGUCAAGGACCGCAAAAAGGCAGUGCUCUCGGACAUUGGAGUCUCGGCCUUUUGGGCAUUCCUCUGGUUCGUUGGCUUCUGCUUUCUGACCAACCAGUGGCAAGCUUCAAAAGAAGAGGACAACCCAAUGAAUGAGGGAGGGGAUGCAGCCCGAGCAGCCAUCACGUUCUCGUUCUUCUCCAUCUUCACCUGGGGCUUCCUCGUGUUUCUGGCUUUCCGGAGACUCAGAGACAUUACUUUUCAGGAAGAAUACAACACCCUGUUCCCUAACUCCCCAUCCUUGCUGCCUUAUGCCUGGGGCAGGAGGCAGCAGUACGCUUGCGAGCUGUCCCCUGGUCUGGGAAGCAACCUCCUUGCCUCCUGCUGCUCCUUCCCAAGGACGUACCAGCAGCCCCCUCCAGCAGAUGCUUUUGACACCGAGACACAGGGGUACCAAACGCAGAACUACUGA